UAGGCGCGCUCUGAUUGGUUGCGUUUCACGUGUCACGACAUUCCAAUCACACACGAGUGUUGUCCGAACCGCUCUGGAGCCGAACUCUGUCCCGAACUCAUCGCUCGGGCUUCCCACAGUGUGAUCUUGCUGAGAGAUGGCGGAGCUGAGCGCGAUUCGGCAAGAACUUACAAUUGGCCACUGUGUAUCGAACAUCCUUCUUUACUUCCUGAUUGUCAUUUAUCCACUGCAGAGAACCAGAAAUCAGAGCAGUUCUUUCGGGGACCCUCAAUGCAUGUCCCCCCAAAAAGAUGAGCAACAAAAACUGGCUGUUCCAUUCUGCGGCGGCAUACGGGGCGGGAUGCGGCCGGGGAAGAAAAUCACGAUCAUGGGCGUCGUGAACCCAGACCCGGACAGUUUUGACAUCAGUCUGACGUGCGGUUGCGGAGACGUGGCUCUGGACAUGUGUGUACAGUUUGAAGACCGUGAGAUUUUGCGGAACGCCUGUGUUUCUGAUACCUGGGGAGAGGAGGAGAGAUCAAUACCAUAUUUCCCCUUCAUCGCAGAUCAGCCUUUCAGGACGGUCACCAGCUCUUUGACUUCUAUCAUCGAGUGACAUCGCUGACAGCGAUUGACACCAUUCAGAUCAGCGGCAGUCUGACCAUCAACAAGCUCAACUGAGGAGAGCCGCAUGUUUGGUGCAUGCAUCCAGCUUUCCCACCAGUCGAUCCAUUGAGACUCUGGGCCUCCGAGCAUUAAACAUCAUGCACAACCCAUCUAUGAUCCACUUUAAAACAGGAGAACCUUCUAGAAUCACACAACUGGACCUCUAGAAUCUAUAGAACAAAAUGGCUUUCCACUUUUAGACGUUUGAGGAGAUCUUCUGAUAUUUGUUUUUGGAGUAUCAAAAUUGUUAGUAGCCUUUUUAUUUAAAGAAGUUAAAGUGGAGAUGUCUCUAUAGAAAUGUGAAAUCAAUGUUGCUUUCAAUAGUGAUGAAACAUUCGGUUCAGAUUGCACAUAAUCCACAUUAAUACAUCAUCAUCAAUGAAAAGCUAUAUGUGCUGAUAUAUAUUAGAGAGAGAUAUAUGAAGAGAUAAUGUAAAUGAGCGUACUUCCUGAAUUUGACAAUGUAACUGCCUGGCUAAUGUUCUCAGGAGAAAACCUCAGAGAGAUUUAUUUAUUUCCAUGUGUUACAUGUGUAGUGAUAUUACAGCAAUAGUGAUAUUUUCUUUCAUUUAUAAUUCCACAUUAAUACUGACAAGCACUUGUGUUUAAAAACAAUGCAUUUCUGUUUGGUUGUGUAGUAGUUAUAGGUGCUGUUGUUUCUUGAGACCAGCAUAAAAUCAGGGAGAUAAUCAUUCCAUUGAAAUUCUUAUGAAAUGUUUGUGAAUAUUUAUUGCCAUUGACCACACAGAGUUUCAUGUCAACCUCUUCUGAAUUCACACACACUUUUUUCUGAAUUACUCUGUAAUUAAUUAAAGAUUUUAAAUAAAUAUGGUUGGAUUGU
Molecule: messenger RNA, 1486 nt
Organism: Myxocyprinus asiaticus (Chinese sucker)
Lineage: Eukaryota; Metazoa; Chordata; Actinopteri; Cypriniformes; Catostomidae
Product: galectin-related protein
Exons: 5
Coding region: 137-595 (152 amino acids)
Molecular function (GO): carbohydrate binding
Source: RefSeq, a predicted model, not a curated record